This is a messenger RNA of Durio zibethinus, 1522 nucleotides long. RefSeq lists its product as uncharacterized. Gene Ontology annotation, molecular function: DNA-binding transcription factor activity, RNA polymerase II-specific; RNA polymerase II cis-regulatory region sequence-specific DNA binding. Gene Ontology annotation, cellular component: nucleus. Gene Ontology annotation, biological process: regulation of DNA-templated transcription. NCBI's taxonomy places the organism in Eukaryota, Viridiplantae, Streptophyta, Magnoliopsida, Malvales, Malvaceae. The record is from RefSeq and is a predicted model, not a curated record.
GCUUAAUGUGUCGUGUAAAACCAACUAAAGUGACUUCCCAUCCACAACCCUAAACCAACCGCACUUUCUUAUAUUCUCUCUUCAUUUUCCCACUCUUCCUACUUAUAUAUCUUCUCGCCCACCUUUUUUUGGUGUGCUUAAUUGAUGACGAAGAAUUUACCGCCUCCAUAGCUGCUGGCUACUAAUAAUUAACAUCCAUGGAGGAUUCAGGAGCUGCUUCUAGUGAUGAUGUAAAAAGUAGUUGUCCUAGAGGACAUUGGAGGCCUGCUGAGGAUGAAAAACUCAGGCAACUUGUUGAACAGUAUGGUGCCCAAAACUGGAACUCUAUUGCAGAAAAGCUCCAAGGAAGAUCAGGGAAGAGCUGCAGAUUGAGGUGGUUUAAUCAACUUGACCCAAGAAUCAACAGAAGACCAUUUACAGAAGUAGAAGAAGAACGGCUUCUGGCUGCUCACCGUAUCCAUGGAAACAAAUGGGCACUAAUAGCUAGACUAUUUCCUGGUAGAACCGAUAAUGCAGUUAAGAAUCACUGGCAUGUUAUAAUGGCUAGAAAACAAAGAGAACAAUCCAAGCUAUGCGGAAAGAGAAGUUUUCAAGAUGGUCUUAGUGACUCCAAGCUAAGCUCAAGAAUUGGCUUUGGAGACUGUAAGUUUUUUGAAUUUCAAAACCCCAGCAAAGAUAGGAUUUUCUGUGUCUCAUCUUCAUCAACUUCUUCACCAUCUUGGACUUGUGCUUCAUCAACAAUGAUGGCUUCAAACAAUUCAUCUUCAGACAAAUUAUUACGAAGAGAUGGAAAAGAUUAUUUAUUGGCUUCUGGUUCUAGUUAUUACUCCAUGGACAGUUCAACAUUUUUAGAGCAAUCUCUUUAUAAAUAUCAUUCGAAUGCUUCAGCAUACUGUAGCCGCUUCAGAAAUUCCAGUACAUUUGGUCUACCAAAAUACAGGAGGGUUGUUCCUAGUCGUUUUGGCUACCUUAAACUUGGUGAUAAUUCUGAAAGUAAUAAUGGUGUGAUGAAGGAGGAGUUGAUGAGCUUCACUGAUAAUGCACCCAAGUUAGCAAAUAUUAGACUGAGUUCCUUGCAGCCAGAACAAGAGGAUGAAUCCAUCAAAACAAAGGGUGUUCCUUUCAUAGAUUUUCUUGGUGUUGGUAUUUCUUCUUGAUCAUCAAAAACCAUCUUAUUUAACUAUUUUUGACAGCAUGCAUAACAGCUUUAGCUUUGCUUUCAUAAUGCAUUAUUAAUUUUUAUAGUACUUAUUGAUUAUUAACAUGCAAAACUUAAGUCUUAAGCAGAAAAAAUAUGCUUAGAUUUCUAGCAGUUAGAAAAUUUUCUUCAAUACCCAAUAUUGUUUAAUAAGGAAUGGGGAAGUUUUCAGAUAAUAUUAAGUCAAUUUAUGAGUUUUAAUUUGUAGAUGAUUUUUGUUCUCCAGGCUAGUGUUCUCAAGAAUCCAAUUUUCUUUCCUUGUAAAUCCUUCACAGGUUCAAUAUCUCUUGUUGUCGCAUUUUAAUUUAAUGCAUCAAAGUGCUA